AUGGGUCCCUGUACGGCCUCCAUUGCUGCUGUCUCCAUCGCCACACUCAUGCCAUGUUGCCACUUUCAGGUUCUCCUCACACUGCUGGUGGUUAUCAUUUUUGCCAUAGGGUGCUGUAUGGCCGCCCAUUGCUGCUGCCUCCACCGGCCCACAGCCUAUGGCUACACCACUCUGGUUUCUGGCCCCGGUGACACUGCCCAAGAUGGAUAGUGAAAGUGUGUCGGUGAUUCUAAGAUCGCCGGCACUCAUCUGCAUGUCAUACUGGACUGACAGUAUUAUUUCUCUUCCCCAGCAGACUCCAAGGCAUUUAAAUUAAAGGUACAGUGUUUCAGCACUACAUAUUA
This is a messenger RNA of Staurois parvus, 344 nucleotides long. NCBI's taxonomy places the organism in Eukaryota, Metazoa, Chordata, Amphibia, Anura, Ranidae. The record is from the annotation of a GenBank genome assembly.